AUGCAUCUAGCUGGCAAUCUUAGCGACCUUCUCCUCAGUCUGUGGCGCGCAACCAUAGACUGCGCAGCUGCCGAUAAUCCAGCCACCUGGGAUUGGGCUGUUCUGAAAGAUGAAGACACUUGGAUCGCUCAUGGUGAAGCUGUCGAGAAAGCAGGUGUAUACCUACCAGGUUCCUUUGAUCGCAAACCCCGCAAUAUUGCUGAAAAACUCAACACGAGUUACAAAACAUGGGAAUUUCAGCUUUAUAUGUUCGGCCUCGCACCUGCACUUCUAUAUGGAUUGCUUCCGAUGAAAUAUUGGCAAAAUUAUUGCAAACUUGUGCGCGGAUUCCAGCUACUGUGUCAAUAUCGCAUCACAGUUGAAGACCUUCAACAUGCUCAAUCGCUGCUAUGCUAUUGGGAACAAGAAUUCGAGCACCUCUACUAUCAACACAAAGAGUAUCGGCUCCAUUUUGUGCACCCGUGCAUUCAUCAAACAAAUCAUCUCGCUCAAGAAACUGUACAGAAAGGUCCGCCGAUCUGCUAUGCUCAGUGGACGAUGGAGCGAACCAUCGGGAAUCUUGGUCAAGAGAUUCGACAGCCGUCGCAACCAUAUGCUAACCUCUCGCAACAAGGAGUUCGGCGUUGUAGAAUCAACACUCUUCUUUCGAUGAUGCCUGAAUUAGAUGAGCCACCCAAGGGCCUUCCAGAAGGUGCCGUUGAUGUUGGAGAUGGGUAUGUGUUGUUGCGAAAACGAGAGAGGUACCCAAUCUGCCCCACUGGGCAACAUGCACUCGCUAUCACAGCCUUUCUUCGCCAUGGACAACAACUCCCUCGUAUACGCAAGUGGGCACGACUUCGGUUACCAAAUGGACAGACGGCACGUUCAUCGUGGAGAGAAAAACUCAAACCCCUUGAGAAGACGCGCAUGUCACGCAAUGUCAAGAUAAAACUUAACAAUAAAAUUCAAUUCACUGAGGUUUUGUACUACACACAGCUGCCAGUUAACGUCGCCGGACAGAACGCAGACAACUCGGAUGAUGACAAUGAAUGGCACUUCGAGAAUGUUGCAGUCGUGCAGAUGUACUCCAUGCCGCACAAAGAACUCCUCAAACUCUCAUCGCAGACCCUCAUAUCCUGCACACUCCUUGAUGAUAUUCUGGCAAUUGAUGUCAAAAAUAUUGUUAGCGUUAUCGCAAUGGUCCCGCACGAACCGACAUUGCCUUCUGGAGUUACAGAGAGCCGCUUUUUUAUGAUGGAGUGGCCUGGUCUAGAAAUAUCGAACCUGGGAGUACCAUAUUCUGGUUUUGAUAUUGGAGGUGGUGAUGAGCUAGAGGAUGAUGAUAAUGACAAUGGUGCUGAUCUUGAGUAG
Messenger RNA from Suillus subalutaceus, 1350 nucleotides. RefSeq lists its product as uncharacterized. NCBI's taxonomy places the organism in Eukaryota, Fungi, Basidiomycota, Agaricomycetes, Boletales, Suillaceae. The coding region runs from base 1 to 1350 and encodes 449 amino acids. The transcript is spliced from 2 exons. The record is from RefSeq and is a predicted model, not a curated record.